Molecule: messenger RNA, 2743 nt
Organism: Tripterygium wilfordii
Lineage: Eukaryota; Viridiplantae; Streptophyta; Magnoliopsida; Celastrales; Celastraceae
Exons: 9
Coding region: 238-2334 (698 amino acids)
Molecular function (GO): zinc ion binding
Source: RefSeq, a predicted model, not a curated record
GAUUCAUUCUCUCUCGUUUCGUCGCAACUCUUUCUUUCCUGGCUACUGCUUUUCAUUUUUAUCUCUUUUUGUUCUCUUAAUUGCUCUUGGAGCUUUAAUUAAGAAUCUCAAUCGCCGGAGGGUUUUUUUUAAUUCCACUGAAUAUUGUCUACGUUUUGCGGCGAAUUGAAGUGAUUUCGUGUAGUUCUUGGAUAAGGUAGGAUUGACGGUUUAUGCUAUUCAAGUAGUACAGGAAGAAUGAAGGGCCAUGAAUCGAAGAUGCCAAGAAUGGAAGACAUUCUGAACCUUCCAGUGCAAGAUCCUCCUUUCGCAGACUUUUCUGCUGCUCAUAUAAAGUGGGUAAAGGUAGAAGGAGGUCGUCAAGGUGGUGAUGAUAUUGCUCUUAUCCCUUUUGCUAGAGUGGACGAUUUUGUGAAAGGAGAAUCUUCUCAUGCAGAAUGUCCUGCUAGCUUCCGUAUUGAAUCAAGGAGAAAGAGAACUGAAGGGAGCAUCAGCAAACCAAGAGUUGAUGGCUUUCUUGAAUAUAGACUAUACUGGUGUUCAUAUGGUCCUGAUGACUUCCGAGAUAGUGAGUCUAACAUGGGUGACGAUUCUAACAUCAAACCUACAAGUGGAAAGGGGAGCAGGCCAGGGAGGCGUCAUAUGAUGAGAGGUUGUCUUUGCCAUUUUACUGUAAAGCGUUUAUAUACCCGCCCACUCCUGGCUCUGAUCAUUUAUAAUCAAAGAAAGCAUGUGGACAAAACAGGGGCCCCAUGUCACGGGAUCCUUGAUCAGGCUGCUUUGGGAACAAGAGCUAUGUAUGCUCCACGAAUUUCUGAAGAAUUACGCCAGAAAGUUAUGUCUAUGCUUUAUGUUGGAAUAUCCCUAGACGAUAUAAUCCAGCACCAUGCAGAGGUGGUGCAAGGGCACGGUGGUCCUCACAACCGAGAUGAUUUUCUCACUCGAAACGAUGUUCGGAACAUGGAAAGGGUUGUUCGUAAUUCUUUGCAUGAAUUGCAUGAGAAUGAUGGAAGCAGUGUAAAGAUGUGGGUGCAGCGGCAUCCAAAACAUGUUUUCUUCUUCCAAGAAGCCUCUGGUGCAGAACCAUUUGUCUUGGGAAUACAAACAGAAUGGCAGCUGCUACAGAUGGUCCGGCUAGGAAAUAAUGGUUCUCUAGCUUCUCAUUCAACAUUUGGUUUGAAGAAAUUGAAGUAUCCUCUGUGCACUUUACUGGUUUUUGACUCUUCCCGGACUGCGAUUCCAGUUGCAUGGGUAAUAACCUCCUCUUUUGUUGGUCAAGAUAUCCAUAAGUGGAUGGAUCCUCUUGCUGAAAGAAUCCGAGUGAAGGAUCCUACUUGGAGACUAAAUGCCUUCUUAGUUGAUGAUCCUUCAUUUGAGAUUUCCAUUGUGAGAGAGAUCUUUCAGUGUCGGAUCCUAUUAUGCACUUGGCACAUUCGCCGUGCUUGGACAAAAAGUAUUUUAAAGAGGAGCUGCAACAUAGAUGUCCAGAGAGAGAUUGUUAAGCACUUGGGCUUGAUUUUGUACUCCACUAGAAGUAGACCAAAUACUAUGGAUGCGGUUGAGGAUUUCAUGCAAGUAUUUGUUGAUCAAUGUAGCUUCAUGGAUCAUUUCAAGAGCCAGUGGUUGCCAGUUAUAGAGUUUUGGGUUAAUGGCAUAAGGUCUCUUCCAGUAGCAAGUGUAGAGGCAUUGGCUGCAAUUGAGUCCUAUCAUCUGAGAUUGAAAUCCAAGCUUUCUGAUGAGAAAUGUACUAAUUUCUGGCAAAGAACUGAUUGGUUGAUCCACGCUUUGACCACUGAAUUUCACUCACUGUAUUGGUUAAAUCAAUACAUUGAAGACACCGGGAGUUUCACAAGUCUUAGGGAUGAAUCUUUCUCAAACAAUGCCUGGUAUCAGGCUCUGCAUAUCCCAGAUAUUGAUGUGAUUCUAGAUGAGCAUAAUCUCCAUCUUGCAAAAGUCAUCUCUCAAACUGAUAGAACCGCGGCAUAUACUAUUUGGAACCCUGGUGCUGAGUUUUCAUUCUGUGAUUGUCACUGGUCAAUGCUGGGAAAUCUCUGCAAGCAUGCAAUCAAGGUGGCAAUCUUAUGUAAAAGCCGCCAGGUUGCAAGGCCCUUGUUGGCUGCUCAAGUCUAUCGGCAGACUCUACUCUCCCUUCUGCAUAACACCCCUGAUGAUCCGUUGGUUCUUGAGCAUGCGAUUCUACAUGCAACUCGCUUGCAACAGGAUAUUAAAGGCUUAGAAGAUUUGUCUAAUAGCGGGCUUCUCCAUCCUUUAUCCUCUGAGAUAAACUACCAAACAACUGACAAUCUUAUGAUUUUUCCACGUUCCGCUGACUAGGACAUUGAAAAGGUAAUUGGUUGUUUGCAUAAUUCAUGGUUCUUACAGGUAUUUGAAUGAAGUUUUGUCGUUGAUCUGCUGGCAAAAUAGCUCAAGAUGCGUCGCAGUUCGCAUCGACACCUCUCCAGAUUCUGACAUGAAACCUUAAGACUCUUGACCUGUCACUGUGGAGUGAACGUGAUAUGCAGUUUUAAUAUGGUUGCUCAUCUUAAAAGGAAACUACCUUCUGUGCCAGACUCCUGUCACUACACGGUCCUCAGACUUCAAAAAAGAUAUCAAGAACUGGUAUCCGUCCAUGUACCUAGAAGAUUGGUGGCAUGAAGUAGUGUUUCAUCAAAAACGAUGUGACCAUAAAUUGUAACAAGUGAAGAAACAAGUUCAGCUGUGAUGGAAAUUUAAUGUUGGGUUU